UUGCACUCAGCAGUACAGCUGAGUGCAGCUAAAAAGAACUGAUGUACCAACUUGACACUUUGAUGAGUUGUAACAACCAUUGUAAAUAAUGAAGACCGAAUUAUACAAUGACAUAAUAACGACAAUUCGGAAUUUUCGAGGUCUGUCGAAAGAUUGUGCCAAAAUGCUGAAGGAAAAAUAUAACGAUAUACCGGUUAAUACACUCUACAGUAUUUUAUCUUUGGAAAUACAACAGAAAAUGAAAGUCAACCAUGUCAAAUUAUUCGGAAAUAAUAAAAGUUAUUAUGAUAGUUACUUGGAAGCAAUAAAUAAUAGAGAACCAACAGGUAUUUUAUUGAGAAUAGCCAAGGAUAUAGAUGCCUCACCUGCCUUAUUAGCACGUAAUGUCUUGGAAAGAUAUUGCAUGUUUGAAAAUGCAAAUGCCUCCAAGAAUUUAAUUACCAAGCUGUUUAAGGAUACUACACUAAUUAGGGACAAGGAUCUUGCGUAUGAGAUAUAUCUGUGUCUGUUAUACGAUGAUCUAUAUGGACCUAUAGCUGAUGCAAUGGGAAUUUGUAUAGGACAGGAAUAUGAAAUUAAGCUCGAGAACAGUUUGAUACAAAGAAAUAUCGCGUUCCGAAACGAAGAGCACUUACGAUUGCGGGGGUACGACAAAACUCCAGAUAUUAAAUUGGAAGUACCAAUCGCGGUGAACGGUUGUCUGAUCAACUGGAUUGAAUCAAAGGCACGUUUUGGUAAUGCGGAAGUUCAUCAGAAAUAUAUGAAGGAGCAGUUCUUGAGCUAUUGGAACAGAUUCGGAUCCGGACUAGUUAUCUAUUGGUUUGGAUUUCUCGAGACUUUGAACAAAUCGACCGAGAAGAGGUUUAUCAUAAUGGAUCAUUUUCCCGAAAAUAUCACUUAUAUGAAUCCUCUUUGCAUUAAAUCCACAAACACGUGACUAUACAUUAUCGGUAUUUAUUAAUUUUGUACAAUUACAUUUUGAAGAGUUCGACGCAACUCUCGCGGAUACAUUUCCCGACGAUACCCGUUACGGAAAGUGAUUUUAUCGUGUUCAACUGUUGUUUAAUAAAUUGAGACAAGAACGCAA
Harpegnathos saltator (Jerdon's jumping ant) is the source of this 1087-nucleotide messenger RNA. RefSeq lists its product as uncharacterized. Bases 89 to 937 code for a protein of 282 amino acids. The transcript is spliced from 6 exons. The record is from RefSeq and is a predicted model, not a curated record. NCBI's taxonomy places the organism in Eukaryota, Metazoa, Arthropoda, Insecta, Hymenoptera, Formicidae.